Mercenaria mercenaria is the source of this 2834-nucleotide messenger RNA. Its product is annotated as macrophage-expressed gene 1 protein-like. The record is from RefSeq and is a predicted model, not a curated record. NCBI's taxonomy places the organism in Eukaryota, Metazoa, Mollusca, Bivalvia, Venerida, Veneridae. The coding region runs from base 294 to 2360 and encodes 688 amino acids. The transcript is spliced from 4 exons.
ACAAAUGAUAACAGAUAAAAAGACGUAUAGAUAAUGGGUACUAAGACGUUCAAAACAUAAGUUCUGACAGAAGUUAUUUCAUGACAGACAAAGAUGGCAAAACUAGGAUUUUUGUUCAUGUUUUUAUCAUCAUUUUUAACAGUCUCUGACCUGGAUGCCUCGCCACUGAGUAAUGAAAAUACACUUCCAGACGGUCAUCCUGGUCGAUGUACUGGCAUCUUGGGCGGCAAUAAAGAACUUAUCGUUUAGAAGCUCUGCCUGGAAGUGGCUGGGACAAUCUUCGGAACAAGCAUAUGGACACGGUUAUUCAACAUACUUAUAACAAAUGUAGAACGACUGCAGACGGUCGUUUUCUUCUCCCUGACAGCAUAACGACUAUUCCAGUCAAAUCAAGCGGAGUGGACACAAUUGCCGAAUAUUUUGACCACUGGGAUAGUUACAAGAGUGUAUCGGCACGUUCUGUAAAUGCUGAGGUUGGCGUACUCGGAUUACCUAUAGGCGGAAAAUUCUCUACCGAAUACGAAAGUAUAAAAACGAAGCAACAAUUCGAAAGAAGCGUGACCACUCGGAUGCAGUUACGCUACCUUAAAUACAUUGCUAGGGUAGAAAAUGGAUACAAACUACACCCAUCCUUCAAAAGUCGUCUUCAAAAAAUAGCUGCACAUUUAAUGUUGAAUCGAACACGUCUCGCUACCUACGAGAGCCAGUUACUUGUGCGAGACUAUGGAACCCAUGUCAUAAACAACGUCGAAUUAGGAGCAACGCUUGUUAAGACAGAUCAGAUGAAAUUGGAUUAUGCCAAAAGCACUGAUGCUGAGAAUCGACGAAUGGCUCUAUCUGCAUCGGCUGUUGUAUUUUUUGAAGAGGUUGGAAUCUCAGCCGGAGCAGCUUACUCUGACUCGUCAUCGGGCGAAUCAGUGAACGAAUACAAAAAAUCCAGGCUAUCAUCUCAAAUUUCGGCUCUUGGGGGACAAAGCUUUAAGCCAAAUCAGUUUUCCGCUGAAAGCUGGAGCGAGUCGAUAGAAAACAAUCUAGUGGUUCUGGAUAGAUCAGGGGACCCUAUAUACCUAUACGUCAAUGAAGAAAACCUCCCUUAUUUACCAGAGUAUAUCAUCGAAAGGGUUCAUAAUGUUGUUAAACAUGCAGUAUAUUAUUAUUACAAACACAAUCUUUAUAAAGGUUGUACAGAACCAAGCGCGCCUAAUUUUAGUUUUCAGGCUAAUGUCAAUGAUGGGAAAUGUAAGCAACCAAAAACCAGGUUUACUUUUGGAGGAGUUUAUCAGACAUGCUCUGGCACUGGAUACACUGAUCUGUGUGACGGUAUGAAACAGAAAAAUCCAUUAACCGGCGAUUUCCGUUGCCCCGAUGAAUACGAAGCAAUCCUUGUCAAAAGUGGGACGAAAAACUCCCAAAUGAGUCGUACAGAGACAUACAAAUGUGGACACUGGUGGCACCAUAAAACGUGUUCCAAGGUUGUAAUCGACAGUGCGAGUGCCAGUUUCGAAGCGUAUUGGUGUGCUGCUAAAGACAAUGUGAGCGAUUCCAGUGGGUAUAUGUUCGGUGGCCUAUAUACACAACAUACCGAUAAUAUAGUAACACAGACAAAAGAAUGCCCUCCAUAUUACAUUCCACUGAAUAUACUUGAUGACCUCACUAUUUGUGUAAGUGAUGACUACGAAGAAGGUUCACAAUAUUUACUACCUUUUGCGGGGAUAUAUAGCUGUGUUGCAGGAAAUCCUUUGGCAGCGGACGUCAGAAAAAGAGCAUCUGGAAAUUACCCACAUAGUUGUCCAUUUGGGUAUAGCCAACAUUUAGCGGUUGUUGACGACGGAUGUGAAAUAGAAUAUUGCAUCAGAUCAGGUGCGAUUACCACACAGCAAUUACCUAGAAUAAGGCUACCACCGUUCAUGACAAGACCUUUAGAUAUGCCGAAGAAGGACACCGAAGAUACACCUGUAACUGUUUUCAGUAGCGAUGGCUCUGUUUGGACCACUUUAGAAGAGGAAAUGGAAAAAUCCGCAUUCCAAAAUAGCACGGACACUUUUAAAUUCGCAAAUGAGAAAUCUCUAAAUACAUCUAAUGUAAAUUCGUUCGAAGUGCGAAAAUCAGCUUCCGCAAAUGAGAAACCUCUUAGUUCCGCAAACGGAAAGCCUUUAGCCGCCAUCAAUGCAACGCUUGUAUCAAGUGCAGAUGCUAGCAGUUUGCAAGAACAAGCUGAUGAAAAUUCAGUACAAGUCUCCAGCGCCACAAUUGCCGUUGUUUCUUCCACUGGAACGCUUCUUUGCGUAUUGAUUGUAAUUGGUAUCGUCACCGUUUAUAGCCGGCGGAGAAAAGCUGCACAUCCAUAUCAAAAGAUAUAACGGUUUUAUAGUACAGACAAGACAUUUUCAAUAGAAAAUAUUUGUAAAUAGAAAAUAUCAUUUAAGCUUCAACAUAAUGAUUUUUUUUGUGAUUCAGUUUUAUUUAAUGCAUUUUCCAUUUUCUGAAUAUGGAAUAUAAUUAAGAUAUGUAUGGACAAACCAUGUUAUACAUGUAAUAAUAUUAGGAUGAGCCGUGUGUGAGAUCCAAAUGGAAAUCGAAUGCUCUAAGUUUUAAAAGUCAAGUUGCGAAGUUAUGAAGUUAUGAAGAAUUAACCAGUUACUACUACAAUGACUGUCAGAAUAAAGUGUAGAUAAAAGACUUGUACUUUAACUUAUUACCCGACAUAACUCUAAUGAAAGCAGAACAGAAUAGUACAACAAAUAUGUAUUAAUUGAUAACAAUUAAACAUUGGAUCGCAAUGCUAAAAAGGAACAAGAACAAAAAGGUCAAAAGGAGUGAACAUAAGAUGUUCG